UUUUUAACCUGAACAAUCGCGCUAUGUUUUUGUCCGUGUGGACCUGCCGUAGUAUCACAUAGUUUACAGGCGUGCAAGUCUCCGAAGGACCCUGAAAUAAACAAACAAUCAAAUAACAUUUAAAGUAAGAAAGAAAAAAAACGUUGAGGUCAAUCGUCACUGCCCAAAGUGUACGUCAUGGAUUCAGAGGCAGUGUUUCUGUUAGAGACUGUUAAUUUCGCCGCUGAAAAGCAUCGGAACCAGCGCCGUAAAGACGUAGACAAAACGCCGUAUAUAAACCACCCGAUCGGCGUUGCAAGGAUUCUCAGCCAUGAAGCUGGUAUCACUGACAUCGUGGUACUACAAGCUGCUCUGCUUCAUGACACUUUGGAGGACACAGAUACAAAGCCUGAAGAACUGGAAACAAAGUUUGGACAUAUUGUUGCUGGUAUUGUUCAGGAGGUGACAGACAAUAAGAGUCUGCCCAAAGAGGAGAGAAAGCGUCUACAGGUGGAACACGCGCCUCAUUGUAGCCACCACGCCAAACUGGUCAAACUGGCAGACAAAUUGUACAAUCUCAGGGAUUUGAACCGCUGCACACCAGUUGGUUGGACGGCUGACCGUGUCCAGCAAUAUUUUGUGUGGGCCUCUGAUGUGAUUAAAGGCCUAAAAGGUACUAACUCCGCCCUGGAGGAGAAAUUGGAGGAGUUGUUCAGACAGAGAGGAAUGCUGGUCUAACUUGGUGGAAAGAUGAAAAAGAGCCAGCCACAUCGAGACAAACAACUCACAGGGUCACAUUCACAACUAUGGACAAUUUGUUUUUCAAUUAACCCAAGAAGCAUGUUUUAGUAAUGUGGAAGGAAACUGUCAUACCCAAAGAAAACCAAUGAAAGCACAAGGACAGGAGUGCUCAAUGCGUCUUUGUCGAUCGUGGGACUGCGUGCCAAAAAAAAAAAAAGACGUCAGCCAAUGUUCCCUUUAAACUGCGUGCAUGCGCAAUAGAUACUUUUCAUUGACGUCAUGCCGGCCACAUGUUUUUUAUUUACAACGCCAUUUUGUACGGCAAGAUCAUGUCUACGUAUCAUGGCUAGGAACUAAUGAGUCUAUACUGUAAUGUUUUGGUUUUGGUUAUCGUUUGAUCUUUUAUCUUGAACUGUAACCAGAGGUGAUUGAGACACUUGUGCUGGAGUGAGGAAUAAAGAAAUAAGACACAUGUGAAACUCGAGAGCAAAUAUCG
Syngnathoides biaculeatus (alligator pipefish) is the source of this 1216-nucleotide messenger RNA. RefSeq names its product HD domain containing 3 (gene hddc3). The transcript has 5 exons. The record is from RefSeq and is a predicted model, not a curated record. The coding region runs from base 178 to 717 and encodes 179 amino acids. Lineage: Eukaryota; Metazoa; Chordata; Actinopteri; Syngnathiformes; Syngnathidae. Gene Ontology annotation, molecular function: guanosine-3',5'-bis(diphosphate) 3'-diphosphatase activity.